GAGCAUUUGGCUAUUCGAGCAUCAGGCACAGUUCGCUGAUAACUUUCUCCCAUCUAUUAUUCAAUAUCAAAUAACUGUGAUGAACGACGAUCAGAGAGACGAACAACAAAGGGAGGAGGCGACUCAACAGACAGAGAUGUCUUCGAACGACAUUGAGAAGCUAGAAGAAGCAAAACUGCGAGCGAAGUUUCCCAACACCAGCGGACGACCCAUCAGCGGCCACUCAGCUUUCCUUCAGAAAAGAUUAGCCAAAGGACAAAAAUUCUUUGAUUCCGGCGAUUAUCAAAUGGCAAAACAAAAGUCAGCCGCAAAACCAAAACCUACUGGUGUGCUACCAACUGGAGAUGCUAUCCCCACUCCAGAAACUGUACCGCAACGAAAAACUUCGAUCAUACAACAAAAAUUCAACACGUCAACUAGUUCGUAAGGCAAACUAUAUCCACGCUCAGAUCUUAGCAGCUAAAUGGAUUUCAUUCAGAGAACUCCAUAAUGGUGUGAUAGAUAAACAAGUCUUAGAUGAUCUUGAAUAGAAAAAUCUUUCACAAGUGUUUGAUUUUGAUAGGAUUUCUGAAUGCACGAGAGAAUCACGAGUUCAAUUAUGCAAAAUUACCUCUUGAUUCCACUUCGUUCUUACAUCAAUAUAGACGGAGAGUAUUAUCAAAUAUUAUCAAUUGAUGCGGGGUUCAAAAAGUAAAGAAAAUUAAAUCUAUUUAACAACUAGCCGGUGGGAGUUCUAGAGUUGCACAGAAAUUACUAAAUCUGUGUCAAUAUUUGUUGCUGGUAUAAUUCUCUAAGAAUUGUAUAAUUUUAUCUGAGCGGUUUAAUCAUCAAAGUUUGUUCAAACGUAUCGAGAGAUAUCGUUUAUUAGCAAGACGUGAUAAAAUGUAUUGUUAAAAGUAAUAUGCAUGUGAGAUCGGGUAACACAUCUAAUGCAUGCUGUAAGUUGCAGCUCUGAUUUAAAACUAGAUCUGCAUUUUGAACAUCACUGUGAUUUGCUAAGGCUAUUUUUCUAUGAGAGUACGUCCAUCCUCUUGAUUUUUUCCCCUCCCCAGUUCCCAUAAAGGUACGAGCACGACACAACCCGCUAUAUCAUCUCGAUUAUUAUUUAUAACAACCAAUUAGUUGUGCAACCACCAAAUGUACCUAGUGAUUAACUAUUAAUAUAUUAUUAUGUCGCAA
Athalia rosae (coleseed sawfly) is the source of this 1179-nucleotide messenger RNA. It is a transcript of the gene endos, whose product is annotated as alpha-endosulfine. Gene Ontology annotation, molecular function: protein phosphatase inhibitor activity. The transcript is spliced from 3 exons. Gene Ontology annotation, cellular component: cytoplasm. Lineage: Eukaryota; Metazoa; Arthropoda; Insecta; Hymenoptera; Athaliidae. The coding region runs from base 80 to 427 and encodes 115 amino acids. The record is from RefSeq and is a predicted model, not a curated record.